AAAAAAAACCUUUAGGAGAACAAAGAAAUCAGAGUCUAUUUAAAGAGAAGCAGCCCCGGAUCCUGCAGCCGUGUGACUCCCGGCUUUGCGCACCGCUCACAGCUGCGCCAAAUCCAGCCUGCCUGUGCACCAGCACGGCUCCAGACGGCGGUGAGGAUGCGGACUUCUCUGCUCGUGUGCUGCUACGUCUUCGCGCUGCAAUGCCUCCCGAGCACGCUUUGUCUUCCAGUGCGGGGAUCCAGCAGGUACAAAGCGGCACCGGUCUCUGAAAAAUUCCCCGACCUGAAGAAGAGGGGGAAGGCUCCUCACGCUCAGGACUUAGUGAAGGAGACGAGUUUGCAGACAAACACCUCCAACACAUGGAACCGUCCUCGCUGUGGCGUGCCGGAUUACCCCGCUCAGAAGGAGGUGCAUUAUCGGGGGCGACAGAGACGCUUUGUCCUGUAUGGAGGACGUUUGGAGAAGACAGACCUCACCUACAGGAUCGUCCGGUUUCCCUGGCAGAUAAGUGAGGAAAAGGUGCGACGUGUGUUCCGGGAAGCGCUGAAAAUCUGGAGUGACGUCACACCGCUCACCUUCACUGAGAUCCACAGCGGGAAGGCCGACAUCCGCAUCGACUUCACCAGGUACUGGCACGGAGACAACCUCCCCUUCGAUGGCCCGGGUGGGAUUCUCGCUCACGCCUUCUUCCCCAAAACGCACCGACAGGGUGACAUUCACUUUGACUACGACGAGUCAUGGACCCUCGGAAACCACAUGGGCACAGACCUUCUCCAGGUUGCUGCCCAUGAGUUCGGGCACGUCCUGGGCCUGCAGCACUCACGCGAGCCGGGUGCCAUCAUGUCCGCAUACUAUUCCUUCUCCUACCCGCUGAGGCUGAGCGAGGAUGACAAGCGAGGCAUUCAGUAUCUGUAUGGAGCUCAUCCGCAAGUCCUGCCCUCACCGCCGCCCCCGCCUCCGCCUCCAGCCAACCCAGAGACCAACGAGAUCAUCACUAAUCCCGACGCCUGCCAGACGGACUUUGAUGCCGUGUCUAUGAUCCGAGGGGAGCUGUUCUUCUUUAAGUCGGGCUACGUAUGGCGGAUCAGGGACGGGCAUCUGGAGAGCGGUUACCCAGCGCUGGCGUCCCGUCACUGGAGGGGGAUUCCCGACAACAUCGACGCCGCCUUUGAAGACAAGUCAGGGAAUAUUUGGUUCUUUCAAGGUGAGAACUACUGGGUGUUCGAUGCUGAGAUGCAGAUCAGAGGGCCGGAGUCCAUCAGGCGUUUGGGUCUGUCUGUGUCCGGGAUCCAGGCGGCGCUGCGCUGGGGCCACGACUCCAACUACAACACCUACUUCUUCAAGUCAGGCAGCUACUGGAGGUUCAGCCCCCGCGAGAACCGCGUUGAGUCUGUCUACCCACGCAGCAUGCAGGACUGGAGCGGCAUCCCUGACGACGUGGAUGCCACUUUCAGGGACAUCUACGGCUACGCUCACUUUAUCCGAGGACGACAGUACUGGAAGUUCGAUCCCGUUGGCAAGAACUCGUUGGAAGGCUACCCUCGCUACGUCGGCAUGGAUUUUUUCGGCUGUAAAAAUGUGUGAGUCUCUAACUGUGGAGAGUCAAAUUAACACUUCUUUUUUUUAUGACUAUGAAGAGGAGUUUUUUGAGCAGAGACAUUCAUGUGUUCAUCCUGUGGAUUGAAGAGGAUGAGUCAAUCUCCUUUAAAUCUGUUUAUGCUUUACUCCAUUUAUUGAGUUACACCUUCUUCUCAGGAAAACCAAGUAAUGUUUCCUCAGACUUGGCACCUCCUGUGCAGCUAUACUCGUAUUUAUUUUGCACAUUUUGUCACCAUAAGGCUGAGAUCUGGGCCCUGUAUUAAUGACGUGCCACGCUGCACUGUCCUCACUUCCUGUCUUUGAGCCUCAAACUGAGAAUUUGGACUGAUUCUGGUUUGCAGACAGAACCAGUACAGACUGUGGAGGAUGUUUUCCAUUUCAACUGUUGUUGUUUUGUCAUCAUGGUUGGACUCUGUGAUCUGCAAAUGUUUGAAGAGUGACAUCAAACCUAACGCUGCAGGAGACAGAUUUGUGCAUUAGCUGCAGGGGGAGUUCACUUUUGUUUUGAUGCCGAAACUUUAAACCUAUAAAUCAUUCGCCAUGAUGUCGGUAAACAAAAGUUUAAGGAGGUGAUCACACGUGCAGUUGAUUUUCCUGCCAGUCUGACUCACACUGACCAUGAGUCAGAGCGUAUAAACAAAGGUCGCAUCGCUUUAAAGUCACUCUUUUAUUGUACAGAGUUCUGCAGAUCUGAGUAGAGUUUAUGUGACACAGUAACUUUGACUGUGUCCUGCUCAGCUUUCAAAUCAGUUUCAUGUCCUGAAUUAAGUCUCUCAGGCAGCAUGCUAGGUGGCGUCACAAACAGUCAAGUUUCCAUCCAAAUGUAGCACAAACUUUAACACAAACGUGUCAAAACGUGAUGGAAAUGUUGCGUUUGUGUACUGCGUGUAUUAAUGCAAGGACGAUUACAGUCUCCUCUUUGCUCCACACUGAUCUGAGUUUAAGUCACAUGAUUCAUAUACGUCUUUUUCUGUUGCACUUCAUCACAUUUUGUUUAUAAGGAUACGCUAGCUGUUCCUCCUCGGCCAAACGUGAAAACUGUUGCUGUUUUGCAUGUUUGUUUUGGUUUUUAUUUCAUUAUGCCUCCACGACAGCGACGGCCAUGGCCAGAGACGUUAUGUUUUCAGGUUGUCCGUCCGUCCCAUUCUCAUGAACGCAGUAUCUCAAGAACUCCUUGAAGGCAUGUCUUCAAAUUUGGCACAAAUGUUAAUUGGACUCAAUGUUGAACUGAUAAGAUUUUGGCAGUCAUAGGUCAAAAGGUCAAGGUCACUGUGUCAUCAUCUGUCUCAUUCUCGUGCACAUGAUAUCUCAAGAGAAUCUUGAGGGAGUAUCUUCAAAUUUGGCACAAACGUUCAACUAGACUCAAAGAUGAACUGAUAAGAAUUUGGUGGUCAAAGGUCACUGUGACCUCACAAGAUAUGUUUUUGGCCAUGAUUCAGGAAGGCUGAAGGUCAAAGGUUAAGGUCACUUUGACUUUGUCUGUCUCAUUCUCGUGAGCGUGAUAGCUCAAGAACACCUAGAGGGAGUUUCUCCAAAUUUGGCACAAACAAUCACUUGGACUCAGUGAUGAUCUGAUUAUAAUUUGGUGGUCGAAGGUCACUAUGACAUCAUUAUGUUCUAUGACAUCAUGUUCUGCAAAAACACCUCUCUGGCCAUUAUUCAGCGCCAUAUCUCAGGAACAGAAGGGGAGACGAUUGGUCAGAUACUGAACUGGUGACACUAAUCUUGGAUGUCCACCUUGAAACCCGUGCAAAGGUGUGAAAGGUUUUUUGUUCUGGUGCUUCCACUCAGCCUUUUAAUGCUCAAACUAAAAAUGCACAUAAAAACAGGUGGGUGGAAACGUACUUAACUGCACACAAAUUUGUGCAGCUGACCAUUAGCAGACUGCCUCGACAGCGCUGGCUUUUACUAGAAUGGAAAGUUAUCAUAUUAGCAUUCAGUUUCAUUUAAAUUUGCUGCACCAAAUAAAAAGCAACCAACAAUACAGCUUUCCUCUUUGUAUCAUAUUUAGCUACCAAGUCCCCACACUUUUUAACAGGCAAAUAAUUGUGCUGUGAUACUUUCAGGCACUUUGUCUGAGUCGGCCAAUCAAAAGCAAUGAAGGCAAAAUUUUAACUUUUUCUACGACAAUGUGGAAGAAGAAGUCGUCCCAGACGUUGCCUGCUUGCAGGCUUUGAACUUACAAAAUGUACCUUUUUGGAAAAAAAGAUGUUUGAUUUAACUUGUUUGAUUUUCAUUAGGAAUUUAAAAGCACAACAACUCACAGGAGUAUCAUGACUCAAAAACAGAGGAUAGAACAAAGAGGUCCUUGAUGGACACAACAAACACUACAUGCAAACAUACAAAUCAUUGGAAACAAACAAAUUACCGUAUAAACCUACUCAUCCUCCUGCAACUCCACAUCCAUGGUUCAAAUUUCCUCCCUCAAAGGUGAACCAUCAACACUUCCCACAAAUCCUCCUCAACUUUUAUUUAAAAAAUUACCGUGGUUUGGCUUUGUUCUUUUCCAUCACGUGCAUGUUACAUAAUCACUCACUGACUCAUUGUCCUCUCAGACAGACACAAAGAAGCAGAAUGUAAAAGUUUAAUCGCAGCGCUUUACAUUAAUGAAGGCUUAGAACAGUGUUUGAAUUAGGAUCUGACAGGUAUGCUGUCCAGUCGCCAGAAUAAAUGUUGACAUUGUACAUUUCUGCAAACCAUGGAUAUGUUGUUUGUAUGCUUCAUAUGUAGCAGGCAUGUUGAGACUUCAUGUUUCUUUACAUUUCAAGUUUCAAUUUUAUGUUGUGACAGUGCUGUGAUCAGGUUUAGGCACAAAAAGUAUGAGAAUGUACAAAUUAAACAUAUCUGUGGUUUGCAGAAACGUACAGUGCCGACAUUUAUGUCUGCCGACUGGGCGGUGCAGUCACGGUGAAGGAGGAGCCUCAUCUUGUUUCUUCUAAACAUUAAGUUGGAUAAUGUUCUCACUCUAACAGUUAUUAGUGAUGUCAGUGCAUUGAAAGUCUUUAAGAGAAAGUUUUGUAUUUAUUUGUCGUAUGCAGGCAAACUGAGCAAAUACACAAGUUCGUUUUUGCAUUUAAUCUUUCCUCAUGUGGCUUUAAGACGUGAUGUUACCUUCCCCGACAAAACUAUCAUGGAGCCAUAAAAAAAUCAGAUGCUCAUACGGAGGAGAAAAAGGUGGUAACAUCAGUUAAUGUCGUGUUCUGAUGUCACUCUUCUAACAUGAUGGUGUGAAGCUCUGAGUUGUUGGUGAUCACUCAGCAGUCUGCAGUCUGCAGGGCGUCUGUGGCAGUAAAAUAGCUGCAGGGCGCCAUCUAGAGCGCAGCUCCGUCACCCUGCAGGAGAAGUGAGUGUUCCUCAGAUUGUGUGUCUCCCUCAUGCUUGAUGAAGUCAUUGCUUAUCUGUAACAUAACAUGGUGCUCUAUUCAGGUGGGUCAGUGUGACACAUUCAGGGACAGCAGCUGCUGCGUGGAGCAGCGGUUCUCAGCCUCCAGAGACUUUGACUUUCACACGAUUUUUCAAAACAAAGUUUUAAUAGGAAGUUGGAUGGCAGUGGUGGAAAAUACAUUUACCCAAGUACAAAUAUGAGGUUCUUGUACUUGACUUUUUUCCCAUUUAUUCUACUUUAUACUUCCACUCUGCUACAUUUCAGAGACAUAUAUUUUCUUUUACUCCACUACAUGUAUUCUACACCUGUGGUUAAUAAUUACUUUAAGAUUUAACUUUAAGCACAAAAUCAAAUAGCUUAUCAAAUAUAACACACCAGGCUCAUUUGAGAUGAUCUGUGCCUCGCCAGGAAGGUGGACAAGAUCAGCUGGCAGCUGUGCAGGUGAUGACAGAAAGCUGCAGUCAAAUCAGCUACAGGAAAUAAUUACAUCCUGUUAGAUUCAUCUGUAGGAUAUGAGUAGUUUGGUUUGUAAACCACGUUUUAUUACUAACAUCCACACAAAAAAAUUGUUAACAGAUUAAACUUUCAUUGCACAACAUGAGACUAAUGGCCUGCAAUCAGCGUUAAAUAUUACAACUCCACAGAAAAUAUGACUUCCUAUAAAAUGUGACAUUUGCGGUCGACAUUAAGAGCCAAUCAGCUCCUUGAUCAGGCAACAUCCAGGUGUUUCCCAUCAUGCCCUAGGUCUGGCAGUCAGUGAGAGCAGCUGUUGCACCUGGCUCUAAAAACUGCUGCCUUCUCAAUCUAGUGAGGUUAUUGAUGUCCUCUCGUGCAUGACGUCAGAGCAAGUCAGGAUCAAAUCAGACACAAAUCUGAUCGCCGAGCUCAUCCCAAUCAGCCCUGUUGUCUACAAUCAAAUCUUUCUCAAGUACAAAUUGAUCAUCACAGCACGCUGUUGUUGCAGUUAGUGUACUGAGCAGCAGGUAUAAAAUCAUACAUGUUCAAUGUGCGUCAAGUAAACGGCGACUUUGAAACAUCAGCAUGUUUUGACUGAGACUGAAUACUCACCUCUUGUUUUCUCAAAUCUCUCUGGAGCUGUUUCACCACCUGUAAUUUACUUUAAUGUUUUCCAGCUGUGAGCAGCUCCUCCUUUGAGCACUGCGCUGUGGGAGACAUAGGAGAGUGUGCAGAAACAGCACACCUAAGAAUGUGACCAUAUUUAGUGUGCGUGCUAUCUGAUUUGAUUUGUCUCUUUUACUCAUGUGAACUACUACACUAACUCAAUAUAAGCCAGACCGGAUCACCGUCGAUUGGCACACACUGACGCUGGUUAGAUUGUUAGAACCUGCUCUAAUGACACACAUACAUGGGCAACAAUAACCUCACAGUCACCGCUUUUAAAGCCAGAUACUGCAGUUGCUCUCCACUGACUGCAAGACCCAGGGAAACACCUGGCUCUCAGGCAGAUAGGUUUGAUAUGACCUUUCAUAUAAACUUUUAAUUUUUGUCAAAUUGGAUAUAUUGUGAUUUGAGCUUUAUUCUAUCAACAGCACACAUGUUUGUGUGGCUGAUGGUGAAGUUUAGUGUCAGAGAGACUAAAUACAUUCUUAUCACAGAUCACUUGCUUGUUUAGAGGCAGCGUGUAUUUUGGAUUUGGGACACAGCUUCAAAUCUUUUUGUCUUGUGACCUCUGUGUGUGACCUUUCUUAGAUGUCUAUGAGUUGUUAGUGUUUCCACCAAAGAUAUAUUUCUGCUCUAAAUGUCUCCCUUGAUUUAUCCACAUAACUUAAAGAGCUUAAAGAGGUCAAAUCAUCUCUAAUAUUUUCCAUGAAAGAUCUGGGGUCUCAUUUAUAAAACAGUGCAUAGGAGAAGUUCUUCACUCAGGCUUCUACCUCACCAUCUGCGUCGACAAUUUCCCAUCUCCAGAAUAUUCGUCAGCAUGGGUCAAAGUUUCUCCCGUCAAGUCUGUUUUUAUAGAUCACAACUUUUGCGUGGGAAGUGGCGUACACCUCUUUCGGGCCUUGUUUUGUGCGUACAUAAUGUUCAUAAAUGAGACCCCAGAUUUCUUCUGUCCGCUCCCAUUAGUCAGAUUUGUCUGGUGACUCUUUGGAGGGUCCUGACCUCUAACCCAGCUAACUGUAUAUAAGUAGUUUAAACUCACUCCACCUGGAGCAGGUGCAACAGUAACAUGCUGCUCUGACACUUAUUGAUCAGUAUUAACAAACUAGUAACAGAAUAUAUAAUAAAACAUCAUACAUCAGUCACAGCGGACAUUUUACUGCAAGUGUUUAUACUUUUGAUACUAUAUCUGAUCUGAGUACUUCUUCCACCACUGCUGCAGAGUUAAAGGCAACUAACUGCAAGGAAAAAUGCUGGCAUUAUGUUUCUGUAAUCCACGGAUACGUUACAUUUGUAUGUUAUCAUGUAGCAGAGGCGUUCAAACUUUAUGUUUCUUUACACUGCAGCAGCACUGUGGUUAACGUGUGAUUAUGUUUAGGUACAAAAAUCACAUGGUUAGGAAAAGGUUAUGUUCGGGCUUUUAAAAAAAAUCCUUCCCACACAAAAUAGACAGUUUUGGGGGCACAAUCCCUGCUGGAAACUACAGCAAUGGGCCCCUAAAAAACACCCAUGCUUGGUGCCUAAAAAGCCACUGGAAUCACUCGCUAUAUCACAAAUGGUUUUGUUUGUUGGUCUCAAACAUUGCAGGGUGGCAGGUUGCAGAAACAUACAAGCAUACAUUUUCUUUUGGCGACUUGGCUGUGAAAAGCUCUGACAGAUCUGAUAAAUUCAUGUUCUGGCCUCUUUGUGGGUCGGGUCCCGCAGGUUGAGAACCGCUGCGUCCCUGGUCGCAGCACUUGACAUGUGAAGGCUCCGUUCCGACUGUGGUGUUCACCCGAUGAUAGUGUUUCAGUGCAGGACGCUGACGAGUCAUUACAGCUUUCAUCAUUCAGACUUUGUUGUUGUUGUUUGAAUCAUUUCUACAACUCAAGUGUUAAUCAGUGAACUCUGAAUAUUUAUACACAAAAAACGUGGCAAAGGUUUGUUGUACAUACAUGUCUUUGAUUAUUAUGUUUACUCAUAUGUAGCCUUUACACCUGUACAUUAAAAUGUAUGUUUUCUUUCUAAUAAAACCAAUAACCU
Messenger RNA from Epinephelus fuscoguttatus (brown-marbled grouper), 8125 nucleotides. It is a transcript of the gene mmp11a, whose product is annotated as matrix metallopeptidase 11a. Gene Ontology annotation, biological process: proteolysis; extracellular matrix organization; collagen catabolic process. Gene Ontology annotation, molecular function: metalloendopeptidase activity; zinc ion binding. Gene Ontology annotation, cellular component: extracellular matrix. The transcript is spliced from 8 exons. The record is from RefSeq and is a predicted model, not a curated record. The coding region runs from base 157 to 1584 and encodes 475 amino acids. Lineage: Eukaryota; Metazoa; Chordata; Actinopteri; Perciformes; Serranidae.